AUGCGAGUCACAAUCAUUCGUAGCAAUCUGCUCCCCCCGAGGCCAUACGAACGAAAUUCAGCGUAUUUCAAGGAAACUUGCCAGGCACGCUGUGGCAAAACCGAGCACAUUUUUUCAAUAUCUGGCCAGUUGCAUUUUGUAGGGGGAUCUCUACCGAUCCAUAGACUUAUCUCCAUAAAUAGCAAUGGUAGUACCAACUCAAAUAACUACCUUCACUUGGAUUUUCCCGAUAUAGAACAUUUCUUCGCAAUCGUCAGUCGAUAUUUCUUCUUUUCUCUCUGCACACUGACGAUUCUCAUAGCUGCCCUCGCCUUUUCCCUAUCAGUCCUACGAUCAAGCUCGAACCCAAGCACACAAAGAAAAGGACAGACAGCUCAAAACAUUACACUGAUGUCCGACCGCAAAGACAUCGUCGAACAAGACAGCGAAAUGUGCGUUGACCACACAGAAGACGUCGAAGACGAAUUAAAAAUUGCCGAAGAAGAGAAGCAAGGUUCAUCUCAAAUGGAUCCACCCUCGUCACGGCCACCAACUACGGCAUUUGUGCAAGGAGUGACUGCGCAACAAAUGCCCUCAGCAGCUCCGGUUUUGUUUGUGCCUCCGCAGAUGUGCGCCCCUCCGCAAGUCGUUUGUCCGGGGAUGCAAAUAAUGCAAACGGCAAUGGCGACGAUCCGGCAGGAGAUCAACGAACUACGCAAGGAAAUCAAACUUCAUCGGGGCUCCGUAGACUAUUUGGUCGACCACUUCGAAGACUGCAUACUCACGGCAAAUGCUAAGCCAGAACGAUCUCACGUCGCGGCUCAAGUCACCUUCAAAGAAGAACCAUCCACGUCCGCCAGCUACACCGCACCUAUGCAACUCCAGCCCGUUGGUGCACCGCAGAUCCCGUCCACGGCGUUAGCACCUCCGCCAGCGACCAUCUCCAUACCGCAAGUUCAAGUUCCUAUUGUUUCGAACGUGUCGAACAUUUCCAAUAAUUCGAACAUUCCGCCGAGCAAUUGUCUUUUUUGUAACGAGCAUCAUUGGUCCAACACAUGUUCGAGGUUUCCCUCUCUGAGUUCGCGUCGCCGCAGGUUCCUCGAACUCAAUCGCUGCGAGCGCUGUUUUGGCCCGGCCACUCAUCUGGCCACGGCAUGUCAACAAGAAGCGUAUGCUUUUUCUGUAAACAGGCUCGUAGGCUUCUGGACAUGUCGCGCCAUCAUACCGUUAUGUGUCCGUUUCAAUACCAUGAAUGAAUGUGAGAACGCGUCCCGCGCACUAACGGCUACGUACCUCCAGACUGAUCAACGUUGUCUCGGAUCGCUUGUUGCCGUUGGCUGA
Molecule: messenger RNA, 1320 nt
Organism: Cooperia oncophora
Lineage: Eukaryota; Metazoa; Nematoda; Chromadorea; Rhabditida; Trichostrongylidae
Source: the annotation of a GenBank genome assembly